CGAGGCAGGCAGGCAGGCCGCGCGCGCGCUCCCCAUGAACGUUCCGCUCCGUUCUCGCAGCAUUCCGCGUCGCCUCGUCCGCCGCUCGACUCCGUCGUAACCGCGCUCGAUAAUCCCCGGUCGGGUGAACGCGUCGUGCGACAUCCAGGUGAGAGAACAGCCGCGAACGCGCCUUCCUCCGUGUGCGGGGAGUGUCCCUCGGCCGGAUAACACGCGCGCCGUCGACGAGCUGUCAAAAAAGCGGGGGCAGGAGCGCGCGUCUCCGGGCCGCUCCUGAGGAGAGCCGCGCGCGCACGCUCUCUCCCGAGGCGCGGCGUGUCACGUGCGAGUGCCAUCCUCCGAGCGGGCGUCGCGCGAAAAUAUGAAUCUCGCCGGUGGCGGAGCGUAGCGUCCGGCGAGACGCUCUGUGCUCGCCCCUCGUCGUCGUCGUCGGUAAAUACACACACGGAGGCCCACCACGAGUGAACGUCACGUGGCGGCCACGAUGCUCUGGAGGCUCGCGGCGAUGCUGCUGCUGGUCGUCGCGCAGCCGGCGGCGAGCUACUUCAACCUCUUCCUCAGCCAGACGGAGGUCCGCAAGCUAAUGGGACUGCAGGAAGCGCAAUUAUUUUAUGUCAGGGAGGGCGUCAUAAACAGAUACGCUAUUAAGUUCGUCGUUACCGUGCCAGCGCAGGUUCACAAGCUCCACUUCACGUGGGAGAAUCUUUCCGGUAGACCGCUACCGUACACGUUGUCCGUGGACAUCAGCAACCCUUCGGCGCUGAGCAGCUCGUUGAACAUCUCCCAGGCCGGCGACAUGCCGGUGAGCGGCCUGCAGACGUGGGCCUUGUCGCUGCACUGCGGCCCUUACGACGCGGAGGUCGACCUCAGCCUCCGCAUAAACGUCUCGCUGUCGAGGAGGAACACCACCAGUCUGGAAUUCAAGAGGAAGAAGAUCUGCCUGAAGGACAAGAGCUACACCAGGCCGGAGGAGGUCCUGGUCGCCGCUUCCGGCACCACUUCCGGCGGCCAGGUGUUCUACGCGGCCAUCGGAUGCGCGUGUGCCUUUAUGGCGGCCAUCUUCGUCCUGGUGAUAGUCUACUAUGUGCGAGACAAGAAGGCCAGGAGGCACCGAGAUCCGCUUCAGGAAUCCAGAGGCCUCAGCUCGGCGUGCAGCGUCGAAAGGGGCACCGGAGUGGGACCUGCGCAAACCUUCUUGUCACCGGAAACGCCUCCACCUGCGUCCGCCGCGUCAGGGUCGACCUACAGGAGACUGGACGAUCGUCCCAGCAGGGAACUGCACGAGAGGAUCCAGGAGAUCACGGUGCAAAGAUGCAGGGUACGUCUUCUCAGUAUCGAAAUGGAGGGGACAUUCGGCCGCGUGUACCGAGGCAGUUAUCACGAAGAGGGUGCUUCAACCCCGAGGGACGUCCUGGUGAAAACUGCCGCCGAGCACGCAUCCCAAUCGCAAGUCGCGCUCCUCCUUCGAGAAGGUUUAGCCCUCUACGGGCUCAGUCAUCCGGCGUUGCUUCCGGUCCUCGGUGUUUCCAUCGAGGACAGAAGCGCGCCUUUCCUGCUGUACCCGCACACGGGGUACAGAAACAUGAAGAGAUUCCUGCUGAGGUGCAAAUUAAGCAGCGAAGGACCUCCGAGGGCCCUCACUACCCAGGAGGUCGUCGAAAUGGCGCUCCAAGCUGCCAAGGGCGUGCAGUACCUUCACAGGAAGAGACUCGUUCACAGGGACCUGGCCGCUAGAAACUGCGUCGUCGAUGACGACCUGAGAGUACAGAUCACGGAUAAUGCGCUGGCCCGGGAUCUGUUCCCACAAGAUUAUCACUGCCUCGGCGAUAAUGAGAAUCGUCCUAUCAAGUGGCUCGCGAUCGAAAGCUUGCUCAGUAAGACCUUCACCACAGCCUCCGACGUGUGGGCAUUCGGCGUUUUAUUGUGGGAACUGACGACACUGGCGCAACAGCCGUACGUAGAAGUCGAUCCAUUCGAGAUGGCGUCCUACCUCCGAGACGGCUACAGGCUGGCACAACCGAUUAAUUGUCCGGACGAGCUAUUCGCGGUGAUGGCGUAUUGCUGGGCGAUGUCAGCGGAGGAGAGGCCGACUUUUAGUCAAUUGAUCAUCUGCCUGCAAGACUUUCACACUCAGUUAACGCGAUACGUUUAACCCGGGCACGUGCACGGGCGGAAUUUUGUAAAAUACGGCGUUUCGCUAUUGGCGGAGGUCUCCGUUGAAUUCCUGAACAUCUCGGAGCUUACAUCGAGGAAGUGAAAUAAUGUCGGGACAGCGAUAGAGACGCUUGUAUAUAUAUCGACGUAGUACUUAAGCACCCUUGUGCAACUUCUGCGUUUCGACAGGGGUCGUGUAUAGAUGUAAUCGAUUCUCCUGAUGUAACAUAUAUAUAUAUCUCACUUUCCUCUUGAAAGUCGUUCGAUCAGGCGGUUUGCCGAAAGGAGUAACCGCCGGUCGAGACGGAGUUCGGAAUGGAAUUCCGUUCGACUCGCCAUAUGAAGGAAAAAGCAAACGUAUUAGGAAUCUCUCGAUCAUAGAAAGACCGUAAUAUCCGUAAUAUCGGGCGCGUGUGGAGCAAAUGGCGAGAGGAAAGCGAAUUGGUGAGCGGAAUUGCCGGCUGAGACGCUUUGCAAUGUGUAAUUCCGAACGUCAAUAGUCUACGAUCAGAUAGCUUCGAGGGGACGCCGAGUUUAGGGCGAAACGUUCCGCGUAGAGGCGUACAGAGACGGUACCGUCUUCCUAUACGCGGGGAUUAUUUAUUGUUGAAAUUAAUCAAGACUGAACUCCGGCCGUAUAUCCUUUGGCGUUCGUCGUUCGAUGUGAUGUCGCCCGUUGAUGUCGCCCGCGAUUACCAAUACCGUCAUCGCGCACUGCCGUUUUUCCGGUUAACCGCCCGGUGGGCGAAACGCAGAUGAACCCGUUCGGCGAAUCUGAGCCAUGUGAUACGCGCUUUGCUUGCCCCACGUGAGUGCGUGCGUGUGUGCCUGCGUGUGUGCGUGUUUCGAGUGUGCCAAUAUCUUCUUUGUAUUUUUGUACAUAUCUGUGUAGUAUUACCGCAUAUAUACGCGCGUUGUGUCUGUGACGUAUACGAGUUAUAACGUUGUACACAGAGCCUAAGACAGGGAGGAGGCGGCGUAGAUGUAAAUAAGCGAAGCUGCGAGCUUCUCUACGAGGGGGACUACAAAUGUACAAAUCGCAGACUCUGCAAGUGCACAAUAAAU
Molecule: messenger RNA, 3219 nt
Organism: Dinoponera quadriceps
Lineage: Eukaryota; Metazoa; Arthropoda; Insecta; Hymenoptera; Formicidae
Gene: dnt
Product: tyrosine-protein kinase Dnt
Exons: 8
Coding region: 485-2152 (555 amino acids)
Biological process (GO): protein phosphorylation; positive regulation of kinase activity; axonogenesis
Cellular component (GO): signaling receptor complex
Molecular function (GO): ATP binding; protein tyrosine kinase activity
Source: RefSeq, a predicted model, not a curated record